Messenger RNA from Trypanosoma brucei brucei TREU927, 726 nucleotides. RefSeq lists its product as hypothetical. Bases 1 to 726 code for a protein of 241 amino acids. The record is from RefSeq and is a predicted model, not a curated record. The transcript has a single exon. NCBI's taxonomy places the organism in Eukaryota, Euglenozoa, Kinetoplastea, Trypanosomatida, Trypanosomatidae. Gene Ontology annotation, molecular function: protein binding.
AUGGAAGAGGGCCAUGCCAUGGAGGAUGAUGUGAAUGAAAUCAACACAACUCUACUAGGGUUGCAACAGGCCUUCGCGGCUGCCAUGCGGGAGUCGGGUGUGAUGGGCAAAAUGCGGGCGCAGCUGCGAGCAGCUGCCAUUGGCGUAAUACGAGCGGAUCCUUGUUUACGCGAUUCCGCCUUGGGAACGGUGUUGCAGCCGGCAGAGUUGCCGUUAGAGGGCCGUGUAGCGUUGCUGUUGAUUGAAGACUUUUUGCGAACGCAUGGAUUGAAAUUAGCGGGCGGUGUGUUUGAAGAAGAGUGCAACAUUAGCAUGGUGGGGGAGGCUGAGCGCCAUAUAGUGGAGCAGCAACGACAGUAUCAACCGAGCCAAGGAACUCCUCGCAGCUCUUUACUGGAGUCACUGUUGGCGAGGGUAAUAGAUCCGCGCGAGUGUCAGCAGCUGCAGCAACAAAAAACGGGUGCAGCUCCCGUCGCACAUGCAUUACCUCAUUUAGGACAAUCCGUGGCCCCUUCACCUGCGGCAGCGACUUCCACGACGCACACCGUCAAACGUGAGCGAAGGAGGCCAGCUGCAGAGCUUUCUGUGCCUCUCGAAGUACAGGGGCGCUCAGAGAUUACCGCGUGGUUAAAAGAAUACGAAGAUUCUGUGGAUUUUAGUGACUCAUCACUCGAGGACAUGCCUUGUGUGGAUGAACAAAUAUUCGACGCCGUGAUUCAUUUGUAA